AUGGAACUUGGGAGGGGCGUUUCGGCACGGGACCCCCCCGCGGAGAAGGGGCUUUCUGGGGACGAUCUUGCUGCUGGCGUGCGGUUGGAGCUGGAGGAUAGCUUCGGCGCAGAUGGACGAAGGGAAGUCGGUGUACUUCUGGGAGACAGCGCCCCUAUGCACUAUUUAGAGCAUGACCAGGAAGUGCCUCGGUUUGGCCCCGAACCAGAGAAGGGCGGGAAUACAGCUGCAGUCCAGCGUUCCCGCCGUACUGCUGACAGCUUAUUGUUAGAGGAAGCCAUUCUUCUCCACGCGUCUGCAGCGGUGAAGGAUGCCCCUGUCAGCUCCCGUCAGCUCCGGUCCGACAGGCGCUCUGACCAUAACCUGCCAUUACCUCGCCCGGCGCAGACAGGGUGUACAGGAAAGAGUGAUGGGUCUAUGAACAAAGGACAACGCCAAGUUGAAGCCAGCGUGGCCUUUGCAGGGACAGUGUGCUCUGAGUCUGCGGCAGAUGAGACGAGCUGUGGCAUUAGAGACGCCACUGACAUUUACCUGAGAAAGCCUCACAGCAGCUUAACAAUCACCACCUGUCUGUCCCCGCGCCUGUCUGUCCCUGCGCCUGUCUGUCCCCGCGCCUGUCUGUCCCCGCGCCUGUCUGUCCCCGCGCCUGUCUGUCCCUGCGCCUGUCUGUCCCCGCGCCUGUCUGUCCCUGCGCCUGUCUGUCCCUGCACCUGCUCCUGUCUGUCCUGCGCCUGUCUGUCCCUGCGCCUGUCUGUCCCCGCACCUGUCCUGUCCCUGCGCCUGUCUGUCCUGCACCUGCUCCUGUGGUCAGGUCCGUGGGGCAGGUGCAUGGGCAGCGAGUGCGGUCCCGGGGGCAGCCAGAGCAGGGCCGUGUGGUGUGCCCACGUGGACGGAUGGACCACCCUCCACACCAACUGCGAGCAGAGCCUGCGCCCGUCCAACCAGCGCAACUGCUUCAGGGUGUGCGACUGGCACCGAGACCUGUACGGCUGGAGCCUGGGCGCGUGGAACAGCUGCGUGCCCGUGAUCACCAGAUGCCCUCCCCCGAUGCCCUGCUCUGGGGGGGAGGAGGGGCUACAGACUCGUGAGGUGCGCUGUGUCCUGAAAGCGGACGACUCCAGCGCAGAAGACUCCAUCUGCGAAUACUUCGAGCCCAAACCUCGUCUGGAGCAGGCCUGCCUCAUCCCCUGCCCCCAGGACUGCGUGGUGUCCGACUACUCCCCCUGGACUUCCUGCUCCAAAACCUGCGGCACUGGACUCCGAAACCGGGUCCGGAGCGUGCUGGUGCCCCCGGUGUUUGGAGGAGCACAAUGCCCCAACCUGACAGAGUUCCAGUCGUGUAAACCUGGAGCGUGCACGGGACCGGAGAAUAUGUACAGUCUCAAAGUGGGACCCUGGACUCCCUGCGCCCUCCCCCCCGCCAGGGAGAAACGCCAGGCCAAGAGGAGGCGGGGCAAAGGGGAGGGGCCACGGGACAGAGGGGGCGGGGUCAAAGAUCCAGAGACUAAAGAGCUGAUUCAGAAGAAGAGGACGAGGAACCGGCUGAACAGGCAGGAGAGCCCCUUCUGGGACAUCCAGGUGGGCUACCAGAAGCGAGAGGUGGUCUGUGUGCAUCGCAACGGGAGCACUGUCUCUAAACACCUGUGCACCCCUCGUGACCUGCCCCUCACCCUGCAGUCGUGCGUGCUGCCCAAAGACUGCCAGCUGAGCCCUUGGAGCCCGUGGUCCUCCUGCUCUAAGCCCUGCUCCGACCCGGCCUCCCCGCGUGGCACCCGGGCGCGCAGCAGGCAGGUGACCCAGCUGUCCGCGGGGGAGGGCGCCCCGUGUGAACCUGUGGAGGAGACAGAGGAGUGUGACCCGACGGGCGACGCCGUGCCACCCUGCCCCAAGUUCAUGUGGAGGAUGUCCGAGUGGAGCGAGUGCCGUGUGGACCUGCUGCUGAGCCAACAGGACCGUCGCCGUGGUAACCUGACGGGUCUGUGUGGAGGGGGCCUGCAGACGAGGGAGGUCUACUGCGUCCAGGCCAACGCCGAGGUGCUCACCUACAUCAGCCAGUUACAGGAGAGGGACAGAGCGGCUCAGAGCCAGACCCAGCAGAAGCCUAGCGUGCCCCCCCUGCUCUCUGUCAGCUACACCAUCACAGCUUCUCCGCCGGUGGAAAACAGACUGUGCGAGGGUCCCAUGCCAAACCGGUCCCAGCUGUGCCACCUCCCCUGCCCCAUCGAGUGCCAAGUGUCUCCCUGGGGUGCCUGGGGUCCAUGUACCUACGAGAACUGUGACGACCAGACCUCCAAGAAAGGGUUUAAGCUGCGGAGGCGUGAGAUCGUGAACGUGCCCAGCGGAGGAGCGGGCAGCUGUCCUCACCUGGUGGAGGCGGUGCCCUGCGAGGAGCCGUCCUGCUGGAGCUGGAGGGUCCUGGGGCUGGAGCAGUGUGCCCCAGAGGGAGAUCUGCCGUGUGGGCCGGGCACACAGACUGCUCUGGUGCAGUGUGUCAACAGCACUGGAUACGAGGUGGACGGCUCGCUGUGCUCCUCGUCCCCUCCCCCGGCCCCGGAGCCCUGCGAGGUGCCCUGCUCCAGAGACUGCGUGCUCAGCGAGUGGACCCCCUGGACCUCCUGCUCGCAGACCUGCUCCAGCAAAACCAUCGAGGGCAAACAGAUGAGAACUCGCUCCAUACUGGCCUACAACGCCGGCGAGGGUGGAGCUCUGUGCCCCAACAGCAGCGCCCUACAGGAGGUGAGGAACUGUAAUGAACACGCCUGCACCGUGUACCACUGGCAGACCGGAGCGUGGGGGGCCUGUACCGAAGACCCCACCUCCUCUUCCUCCUCCACCAACACCAGCAGCACCCAAGGGUCCGGCACCGGCACCCAAGGGCCCUGUGCCAUGGGGGUCCAGACCAGGAAGGUCAUCUGCGUCCGGGUCAACGUGGGACAGGUGCCACCCAAAAAGUGCCCAGACGCCCCCCGCCCCAGCACCAUGCGCACCUGUCAGCUGUCCUGUAAGAGGGACUGUAUCGUGACGCCCUUCAGUGAGUGGACGCCCUGCCCCGACUCCUGUGACCCAGCUGGCGGUGCGGUGAGCAGUAAGCAGAGUCGCAGGAGGCUGGUUCUGCAGCAGCCCGCAAACGGAGGUCUGGAGUGUCCCGAGGUCCUGGAGGAGCAGAGGGACUGUGAGCCGCCCAAAUCCUGCCCCGGCUUCAGGUGGAAGACUCACAAAUGGAGGAAGUGUCAGCUGGUGCCAUGGCUGCUCCGCCAGGACAUCCCCAACGCUCAGGAGGGCUGUGGACCAGGCCUGCAGACCAGAGCGGUGUCAUGCCGGCAGCUGGACGGUGCCCAGGCGGACGUGGGCCAGUGCCUGAGGUGGGCGCGCUCCAUGCCCCCCUCCACCCAGCGCUGCCUGCUGCCCUGCCAGGACGACUGCCAGCUCGGCCCCUGGUCCAAGUUCUCCCCCUGCACGGCCGACUGCGCGGGGGUGCGCUCCCGGAAGAGGGCCCUGAUAGGUCGCAGUAAGAAGAAGGACAAAUGUAAGAACACGCAGAUGUACCCCCUGAGCGAGACGCAGUACUGCCCCUGCGACAAGUACAACGCCCAGCCCGUGGGCAACUGGUCCGACUGCAUCCUGCCCGAGGGUUCGCCGGUGUCAGGGGUCAGGGGUCAGCUGGAGGUCGCCGCGGGGCCAGGGGCAAAGGGUCAAGCGGAGGUCAAGGAGUGCGGCCAGGGAUACCGCUACCAGGCCAUGGUGUGCUACGACCAGGACAACAGGCUGGUGGAGACGGCUCGCUGCAACAGUCACGGGUACAUCGAGGAGGCGUGCAUCAUCCCGUGCCCCUCGGACUGUAAACUGAGCGAGUGGUCAAACUGGUCUCGCUGCAGUAAGUCGUGCGGCAGCGGGGUCAAAGUUCGCUCCAAGUGGCUCCGAGAAAAACCUUACAAUGGAGGAAGACCCUGCCCCAAACUGGACCACAUCAACCAGGCUCAGGUGUACGAGAUGGUGCCGUGCCAGAGUGACUGUGGGCAGUACGUGUGGGUGGCUGAGCCCUGGAGCGUGUGGAAGGUCAGCAACGUGGACCUGAAGGAGAACUGUGGAGAGGGGGUCCAGACCAGGAAAGUCCGGUGCAUGCUGAACACCAUCGACGGGCCCUCGGAGGCAGUGGACGACUACCUGUGCGACCCGGAGGAGAUGCCGCUGGGGGCCAGAGAGAGCCGGCUGCCCUGCCCCGAAGACUGUGUGCUCAACGACUGGGGCCCCUGGAGCCAGUGCAGCCUGCCGUGCACCCGGACGCGCUUCAGAGAGAGGACGGCGUACGUGCUGCGCUCGCCCAGCGUGGGGCGCCAGUGUCCCAACACCACAGACAGAGAGCCCUGCAGCCUCAACCUCAACUGCUUCAACUACUUCUACAACAUCACAGAGUGGAGCACGUGUCAGCUCAGCCCCAACGCCGUCUGUGGUCCUGGACUAAAGACCAGGAUGUUGGACUGUGUGAGGAGCGACGGAAAGUCUGUGGACAUGCGCUUCUGUGAGGAGUUAAACCUGGAGAAGCGUUGGCAGAUGAACAUGUCCUGCACGGUGGAGUGUCCGGUGAACUGUCAGCUGUCCGAGUGGUCCUCCUGGUCCCAGUGCUCCCACACCUGCGGACUGGAAGGGAAGAUGUGGCGCAGUCGCUGGGUGCUCCAGGCGUCUCAGGGGGACGGGCGCCCCUGUCCUGCCCACAUGCAGCAGUGGAAGCCCUGCCCCGUCAGGCCCUGUUACUCCUGGAGGUACAGCCAGUGGUCCGAGUGCAGGGUGGAGAGCGUGGUGUGUGGAGCUGGCCUGCGUUUCCGUAACCUCACCUGCUGGGUGUCGGACGGCUCUGUGGAGGACCCCGGGGCGCAGGUGGAGGAGGAGCUGUGCAGCGGGCUGGAGCUGGAGGUGGACGGAGACGCGAGGAUCAGCCUGAAGGAGCCCUGUACUCUGCCCUGUCCAGGCGAGUGUUACCUGAUGGAGUGGUCAGACUGGAGUCCGUGUGUCAGUAUCUGCGUGAAGGAGGCCUCGGUGGAGUUCGGCUCGGUCCAGGUCCGGUCCAGAGCCGUCCUGGCCCAAGAACCGGAGAACCUCCAGCAGUGUCCGGACCAGGCCUGGGAGUCUCAGAGCUGCACUGGAGGAGAUUGUUACGAGUACAAGUGGAGGAGCAGUGUUCUACCAGACUCCACCAGGCCCGUCAUCUGGUGCCAGAGGUCAGAUGGAGUCAACGUCACAGGAGGCUGCCCCCCACUGAGCCCCGGAGCCGACAGCAGCUCCUGUGACCCCCCCUGCCUCAUGCCCCGCUCCUUCUGCUCACAGAGUGGCCUGUGCAUGUGCGAGGAGGGCUACACUGAGCUCCUCUCUCCGGUGGGUCAGCUCCUGCGCUGCGCCCCCAUCCCCGUCCUGGAGCUCCCCACGGCGCAGGACCCCGGGGCCGAGGUGGAUACCAGCCGAGCGGCCAGCCCCACCCAGAGCUCCACCGCCCAGCCGGGGAGAGGGGGCAGGGCCUGGUACCUGCAGCCCUACGGAGCCGAUGGGAGGCUGAAGAUGUGGGUGUACGGGGUAGCAGCGGGGGGCCUGGUGCUCCUCAUAUUCAUAGUGUCUAUGAUUUACUUAGCCUGCAAAAAGCCAAAGAGACCUCCGAGACAGAGGCAACAGAACAACAACCGCCUAAAACCUCUGACGCUGGCCUACGACGGAGACACGGACAUGUAG
Messenger RNA from Boleophthalmus pectinirostris (great blue-spotted mudskipper), 5718 nucleotides. Its product is annotated as thrombospondin type-1 domain-containing protein 7A-like. NCBI's taxonomy places the organism in Eukaryota, Metazoa, Chordata, Actinopteri, Gobiiformes, Gobiidae. The record is from RefSeq and is a predicted model, not a curated record. The coding region runs from base 1 to 5718 and encodes 1905 amino acids. The transcript is spliced from 33 exons.